AGUAUAGUUUGACCGGUCAAGUAAUUUACACCAUCAUUUUUGGCGCCCACCGUGGGGCUGUUAAGGUUUCUUCUCCUAAACACAAACCUACCCACCAAAACACCACUCGAAAUGUCUUCCAGCCAACAAAUCAACGCUACUUCCGCUCAGGUGCAGGCCACCAACGAGGGAGCCAGCAUCCCUGUGGCUGCUACCGUACCGGUCAUUUCAGCCCCGGUGUUGCCUCUGGGACUGAGCUCUGUCCCGACGGCCAGCGUGAUCAGUCCCUUCGUGACCCCCGUCCCUUCCGCUGGACCGAGGGUAACGUUCCCACCAAGCAUGACUCAGUUCAUGAAUGACCCAGCCAACCUACAAGCCAUCCAGGGCUUUGGCCAGGUCAUGGCCAUGUGCCAACAGAGCGGGGGGAUGCCUUUCCUCCCUGGUAUGUUCCCAUUCGCCCUUCCAGGCGCGGGGACCAUGCCCCUACAAGCUCCGAUGGCGGUGACGUCGUUCCAGACGCCGAUGCCGCAACCAUCACCUUUCCAGCCCCAGCUGGUCAGCACCAUGGCCCCGGUCAACUUGGCCGGUGCACUUAACGCUGCAGGACCGUCGCGCCCCCCGCAAGCUACGGAUCCACAGGUCACCCUUGAUGGUCAUUGCGUCUCGAUUGAAAGCGAUGACGGCGAGUGGGACAUCUCGAGGGCCCACAAGAAGAAGAAAGGAAAAAACAUCCGGCCAGCGACCUCCCGAAACUCCGCCUUCGAAAGGCUGGGGGAUAGGGAGGAAGGCCAGAGGAAGUCAGCCAAGCAGAGGCUGGGGCAGAGUGUUGCCCAUGUCAGCGCAUUCGCCCGGCUAGGCGAG
Cuscuta campestris is the source of this 840-nucleotide messenger RNA. The record is from the annotation of a GenBank genome assembly. NCBI's taxonomy places the organism in Eukaryota, Viridiplantae, Streptophyta, Magnoliopsida, Solanales, Convolvulaceae.